Messenger RNA from Gekko japonicus, 1276 nucleotides. RefSeq names its product fibromodulin (gene FMOD). The record is from RefSeq and is a predicted model, not a curated record. The coding region runs from base 281 to 1276 and encodes 331 amino acids. Gene Ontology annotation, molecular function: protein binding. The transcript is spliced from 2 exons. Lineage: Eukaryota; Metazoa; Chordata; Lepidosauria; Squamata; Gekkonidae.
UAACACCAAGCAGCAUUAAGGUCUCUUCACUCUGGUCUGCAAACUGCCUGCUGCUUGGAGGUCACUCCAAAAAAGAAAAAGUCCCAGCAGAGCCCAUGGCCUUCCAGCUCAAUAUUUGAUCAGGAGGCUGGGCGGGCACCAGCCUUGGCAAAUUGAAACUUGCACACACACAUGCUUCUUAAUACACAGGAGGAUCACACAGGCGGACACUGAAGCUCUGGGGGAAAAGGUCUUUAAAGCCUGGGCAUUCUUUAUAGUUUGGUCCAAGAUUUGUGGCAAGAUGCUCUGGGCUUCUGUUCUCAUCGUGGCUGGCCUCUGUGGUGUGUCCAUGAGCCAGUAUGAAGACUACGAGGACAUGUUCUGGCUGCAAGCAUACCUACGCAGCCAGUCCUCAUCCUACAGCUAUUCACCAUAUUAUGAAGAUGAGGUUCCUGCAUAUUCCUAUGUCCCAGCUGGGUCUCCUGAUGGGGAGCCUGUCCCUGAACCCCCUGUUUCUAGGGAAUGCCCUCAUGAGUGUGAAUGCCCUCCCAACUUCUCUUCUGCUUUGUACUGUGACACUCGCAAUCUCAAGUAUCUUCCUUUUGUGCCUUCCCGGAUGAAAUAUGCAUAUUUCCAGAACAACCAAAUCACGACUAUCCAAGAGGGAGCUUUUGACAAUGCUACAAGUCUGGAAUGGAUUGCACUGCAUGGCAACCAAAUCACCAGUGAGAAGAUGGGCAAGAGAGUCUUUGCUAAGCUCAAGAAUCUGGAGAGGUUGUACCUGGACCACAACAACCUGACCAAGAUGCCUACCCCACUGCCACGGUCCCUGAGAGAGCUUCACCUGGGUUACAAUCAGAUCUCCAAGGUUCCCUCCAAUGCUCUUGAGGGCUUAGAGAACCUCACUGCCCUGUAUCUCAGCCACAACCAGAUCCAUGAAAUUGGACCAAACCUCAGAGGGUUAAAGUCUCUGAUUGUUGUGGACCUGAGCUACAACCAACUGAGGAGAGUCCCUGAUGGCCUUCCAAGCUCUCUAGAGCAGCUCUAUUUGGAGCAGAACAACAUAUACAGUGUCCCUGAGGAUUACUUCAAGGCUUCCCCCAGACUGAACUAUGUACGAAUGUCCCACAAUAGUCUGACAAAUGAUGGACUUGCCUCCAAUGCUUUCAAUACCAGUAGUCUCCUGGAACUGGAUCUCUCUUACAACAGACUUCAGAAGAUACCAAAGGUCAGCACAAGCCUCGAGAAUCUCUACCUCCAGGGGAACAGAAUAAACGGUGAGCAUUCCAGACAGUGA